AACAGCGUUGCAGGAUGCUGAGAGAAGGAUUUGUCACGUUGAAUGGGGCGCUGUGUACGCGCUGCACCAAAAAAACAGAACCAGGAGGCCAAGAAAAAAAGUGAAAUCUGGAAUUAAUUUCCGACGAAGUAUGAAGAACUUUACGGCAACAAUGUGCACAGCAAAUGACGUGGAUUGAGGCGAGCGGAUCUUGGGAGUAGACACAAUGAAACUUCACUAUAAAUUGGCUGUAAUCGCUGCUUCUCUGGCUGCUGGUCGCCUGCUAUUCUAUCUGCUGCUGGGCAACUCGGCGACUGAGCCACCGCCUCGGAGAGAUCAAGGGCCAGCGUUAAAGGUCGUCCAACACGUUCGGGGUCGCCUGGUGACUACUCAGCCGACCGCUUUUCGUUUGUUGCAUCGGCCCGUUUUAAACCAGCAGCCUCGCCCCUCAACCAAAAGGCGGAAAAAGCCAGCCAGCGACAGAAAUCGUAAUGAACCAGUGUUUCGCCUCCAUACAUGGCGCAGAGAAGAAUGGAUGCAUUUAGCGGUGGUAGCUUGUGGGGACCGGCUUGAAGAAACAAUGACCAUGUUAAAAUCAGUUCUUCUCUUCAGCUUAAAUAAGAUAAAAUUCCAUAUUUUUGCUGAAGAUACUCUGCAACCACAAUUUGAAACUAGUAUUAAAGCGUGGCCAUUUUCCUUCAGAUCGCAAGUUGACUAUAACAUCUACCCAAUCACCUUCUUAGCAGGAAAACCCCAGGAAUGGAAAAAUCUAUUUAAACCAUGUGCUGCUCAACGCCUCUUUCUUCCAAUGAUUCUCAGAGAUGUCGAUUCGCUGCUAUAUGUUGAUACUGAUGUUCUUUUCCUGAGACCAAUCGAUGAUGUCUGGCAUUUCCUGAAUUUGUUCAACUCCACACAACUUGCAGCCAUGGCCCCAGAACAUGAAAUACCAAGAAUUGGAUGGUACAGUCGGUUUGCACGACAUCCUUAUUAUGGAGCAGCUGGAGUCAAUUCAGGAGUCAUGCUCAUGAAUCUGACUCGAAUAAGAAAUCAACUAUUCAAGAACAGUAUGAUUCCAACUGGACUAAGAUGGGAAGAACUGCUGUAUCCUUUAUAUCAUAAAUACAAAAAUGAUAUCACAUGGGGAGACCAGGAUUUAUUAAAUAUAAUCUUUCACUACAAUCCAGAAUAUCUAUAUGUGUUCCCUUGUCAGUGGAAUUAUAGACCAGAUCAUUGUAUGUAUGGCAGCAACUGUCGGGGAGCAGAGGACCAGGGAGUUUCCAUUCUCCAUGGGAACCGUGGAGUUUACCACGACGAUAAACAGCCUGCCUUCAAAGUAAUGUAUGAGGCUAUACGUGAUUUUCCCUUUGAAGAUAAUUUGUUUCAGUCGUUGUAUUUCCCACUCCAAAACAACUUCUUGAAAACUGUACACACUUUAUGUGGGAGGCUUCCACAAGUGUUCCUGAAGCAGAUUGAACAAGCCAUGAGGAAAGUGUAUGAGCUACGUGUCAUCCAUGUCGGAUAACAACAGAAAGUGGAAGAUAAUUUUUUGUGUGCUGCACUGUAAUUCAAAGAGAACACUCAGAUUUAAUUUUUCUAGUUUUAUUUUGCAUACGUUUUUUGUUUCUGUUCUAUUAUUGUGCAAGUUUUAUACUGCAAAAGCCUCAUAGUUAUAAUUUUUUGAAUUUUGAUGCACUUCUUCAUCUUGCAGAAGAGCUUUCCUCUCAUUAGUCUUAAGAUGUCAUUUGGCUCGUCUUAGACCCUUGAAUGAACUGUACAAUUGGCUAAUUGUGAAGUCAGGCAGAUUAUAAUGAAUCUAGCCAAGUGCAUUGUUAAGAGCAGGCUGCCACUUGCAGUGAUGACCUGAACUGGUGAACCUCUCUGUUGAUGAUAGUAUCAACAUGAUAUUAAGCCACUGUUGCAAAUUGCCUUUAUCCUCAGGAGGAUCCUGAGGUUAAAAAAGUAGAGUGAGUGGUGCAAACUGUGGGGAAAUAAUUGGUUUGUGGUAUUUUUCUCCUUUUCAUAUGAAUCAACGAUGAAUAUAUAAAAUCUGUUCUCGUACUCAGUGUGCUGAAAUUUAAUUUUCUUUUAAGUAAUACCAGUGCACUUGGCAUUGCAAAAACAUUCCUUGAGUCAGACGCUGUGAAGUACUUAACUGCACGACUGAAUAUUCUUUAACCUGUCCUUGACCAUGAUAUGGGUAAAGGUGCAACCUGAAAUAAAACUAAGUGAUUACAGACCAGAAGGUUGCGGGUUCAAUUCCUGGUCUGUGCUGGUUUAAUUGAUGUCAGCUGAAGUACCAUUUUGGGGCUCAGUAUCCUUGUAUCAUUUUUGAGAAGGAAGCAAACAGGGGUCUCAUGAGUCAGACUGGAACUCGAUGGUCGGAGUAUAGGUUUGGAGCUGGACUGACGAUAGCCUUUAGGUAGGAACAGCCUACUGUCAUUUACGGAGAAAUGGUCACAUCGGAGAGAUACCAUGAAUCAUACUUCAGCACUUUGAAAAGAGGUAGAAAAUUGCAAAGGUUGGGAAAGGGGAGGAUUUUGUAGAACCAAAAUAUCGAGAUGAAACUGGAAAUUUACAGAAAUAGAUUUUCUUCUGUUCUCCAGAACUGACCACUAUCUAUAAUCUGAUGUGGAGUUAUAAUUUAGCAGUGAUUUUGCUGUUGUGAUACUACGUUUGAUCAUCCAUCAGCAGUUUAUGUUCUCUGAGCAUACUAAAUGGGGACAGCAGGAUCAUCUAUAUCUUAAACUUAAUUCUCAUAGAAAUACAGUUCAAAAAGAACGAAUCCUCCAGCCAUCAACUAAAGAUUUGCAUUUGAAGUCCAAGUUUUCUUUUGUAAUGUGACAUAUAUAAUCUCUAAUAUUUGUCAAUGUCUGUUUUUAAUAUAAAGUGACAUUUCAGUAAUAAAAUAUUACGGUUA
Rhincodon typus (whale shark) is the source of this 2896-nucleotide messenger RNA. RefSeq names its product glucoside xylosyltransferase 2 (gene gxylt2). The transcript has 7 exons. Gene Ontology annotation, molecular function: UDP-xylosyltransferase activity. Bases 206 to 1501 code for a protein of 431 amino acids. Gene Ontology annotation, biological process: protein O-linked glycosylation via N-acetylgalactosamine. The record is from RefSeq and is a predicted model, not a curated record. Lineage: Eukaryota; Metazoa; Chordata; Chondrichthyes; Orectolobiformes; Rhincodontidae.